This is a messenger RNA of Zootoca vivipara (common lizard), 1689 nucleotides long. Lineage: Eukaryota; Metazoa; Chordata; Lepidosauria; Squamata; Lacertidae. The record is from RefSeq and is a predicted model, not a curated record.
AUGAGUGAUCCAUUUCCUCUUCCACAUGAAUGGUACCAGCCAGGUGGCCUCAUCAUCGGUGGGAUAGCUUCUCAGCUCUAUUAUGUAUUUUAUGAAGUUUUCUUCAAAGAGCAUCCUUCACAGAAUCUGUUCGGGGUUCCACACAUGGUGACAAAAUUCUACCAACAUGUACUUGCCUUGGCAUUUUCUGUGAAAGAAAUAAAUGAGAAUCCCAACAUCUUGCCCAAUAUCACACUUGGCUUCCACAUCCAUGACAGCUAUUUUGAUGCAAGGAUGACCUACCGCACUACACUCGACCUCCUCUUCAAAAUGGGUAGAUUCAUCCCCAACUACAAAUGUGACACACAGAAAACCCUCAUAUCCAUCAUUGGGGGACUUGGCUCUGAUACGUCCUUCCAUAUGGUAGACAUAUUAGGUCUCUACAAGAUUCCACAGCUGCACCAUUUUCUUCCUGGCAUUUCCUUUAACAACUCAGCUGGAGAAACAGUGUCCUUUACUAAUGAAGGAGAAAUGGGAGGUGGAUUUGACAUCAUGAACAUGCUCACCUUCCCAAACCAGUCUUUCCUUCGAGUGAAGGUUGGAUGGGUGGAUCCCAGGGCUCCCAGCAGAAAAGAAUCCAUCAUUCAUGAGGACAUGAUUAUAUGGAACAAAGGUUUUAACCAGGGGGUGCCCAUUUCUCUGUGUAAUGACUACUGCGGCCCAGGUAAUCAGAAGAAAAGGAAGGAAGGGCAGAAAUUUUGCUGCUAUGAUUGUACUCCAUGUCCAGAAGGGAAGAUUUCCAACCAAAAUGAUAUGGAUGACUGUGUCAGAUGCCCAGAAGAACAGUAUCCAAACAAGAAGAAAAAUGGAUGCAUCCAAAAAAGAAUAAGCUUUCUUACUUAUGAAGAACCUUUAGGAAUCAGCUUGGCCUCACUUGUUCUUUGUUUUUCCCUGAUCACAACUUUGGUGAUAGAAACUUUUAUCAAACACAAAGAUACUCCCAUUGUCAAAGCCAACAACAGGGAUCUCACCUACGCUCUCCUUAUUGCACUCCUACUCUGCUUCCUCUCGUCAUUUCUGUUCAUAGGACACCCUGGGAAAGUCACCUGUCUUCUUCGCCAACCAAUGUUUGGCACCGUCUUCUCAUUGGCUGUUUCAUGUGUGUUGGCAAAGACUGUCACUGUAGUUAUAGUGUUCAUGGCUAGCAAGCCAGGGUCUAGUAUGAGGAAGUGGGUAGGAAAACGGCUGGCCAAUGUCAUAGUCUUUUCCUGCUCUCUUGCUCAAGCAAGUAUUUGUACUGUGUGGUUGAUGACUUCUCCCCCAUUCCCCACUCUAGACAUGGAGUCAGCAACAGAAGAAACCAUUGUGCAGUGCAAUGAAGGCUCAGUGACUAUGUUUUAUUGUGUCCUGGGUUAUAUGGGCCUCCUGGCCUUUGCGAGCUUCAUUGUGGCAUUUGCAGCUCGCAAAUUACCGGACAGCUUUAAUGAAGCCAAAUUCAUAACCUUCAGCAUGUUGCUGUUUUGCAGUGUGUGGCUGUCUUUUGUCCCAACAUACCUGAGCACCAAAGGGAAAUCCAUGGUGGUGGUGGAGAUCUUCUCCAUCUUGUCCUCCAGUGCUGGAUUGUUGGGCUGUAUCUUUGCUCCUAAAUGCUACAUUAUUGUCCUGAGGCCUGAGCUGAACAAUAGGGAGCAAAUAAUGAGAAAGAAGUGA